GAUGAUAUAGUGACACACAGCAUUCCCAUUAUUUCUCCUAAAUAAGCAAAAACCCUCUUUUGUUCUCAACUACUAACGAUGGCUUCUUCUUCUUCUUCUUCUUCUGUUCGUUUGGUUGCAAUUGCUUCACUCUUGGUGAUGCUCUUCAUGGCCUCUGGAAUGGGAACAAUGGCUGCCGGUACCAGAAUGUGCACGUCGGAGAGUGAACACUACAGGGGGAAUUGUCUUUUAAUCAACCAAAAUUCCCGCAACAACUGCAAUAGAAUUUGCAGGGAUACAGAGGGGUUUACCUCCGGGGAUUGCACCAUUACCGGUCAGGCAAGGCGCAUCUGCAGCUGCUUCAGACCUUGCAGCUGCUACAAUAAAUAACCAACAUUGCUUGCUUCAACUUCAAUUCGAUCAGUGUUUAUAUAUAUAGCUAAAUAAAUGUCCCAAAUAAUAUAAUCCAAACAUGCUUUGGUAGCUGGGAUGCUCCGAUCCUCUCAUGUUACGUUGUUUGUAUUUGGUUGCUACAUAUAUAUAUGUGUAUGUAUGUAUCAACAUGUAGUGUGUUUCAAUCGUUUGAAGUUAUGCAAUUUCUAAUCUGUGUUUUCUAAUAUGUUAUUUUUAUACAUAUAGUACAGUGUUGAAAACUGCCCA
This is a messenger RNA of Ipomoea nil (Japanese morning glory), 639 nucleotides long. Its product is annotated as defensin-like protein 4. The transcript has 2 exons. The record is from RefSeq and is a predicted model, not a curated record. Lineage: Eukaryota; Viridiplantae; Streptophyta; Magnoliopsida; Solanales; Convolvulaceae. Bases 79 to 369 code for a protein of 96 amino acids.